Spinacia oleracea (spinach) is the source of this 1254-nucleotide messenger RNA. Its product is annotated as 1-aminocyclopropane-1-carboxylate oxidase. NCBI's taxonomy places the organism in Eukaryota, Viridiplantae, Streptophyta, Magnoliopsida, Caryophyllales, Amaranthaceae. The transcript has 4 exons. The coding region runs from base 58 to 1014 and encodes 318 amino acids. The record is from RefSeq and is a predicted model, not a curated record.
CAAAACUUCACUAAGUUGCAUACACUAAUUAAGAGAUAAAAAACAAAGGUAGAAAAAAUGGAAAAUUUCCCAAUUGUUAAUAUGGAGAAGCUUAAUGGUAAUGAGAGGAAUGUUACUAUGGAGAAAAUCAAGGAUGCAUGCGAAAAUUGGGGUUUUUUUGAGGUGGUGAAGCAUCCUAUAUCAACAGAAUUGUUGGACACAGUGGAAAGGGUUACAAAAGAACACUACAAGAAGUGCAUGGAGCAAAAGUUCAAGGAGAUGGUUGUAAUGAAAGGCCUUGAAAAUGCUGAAUCUGAGAUUAGUGAUAUAGAUUGGGAAAGCACUUUCUUCCUUCGUCAUCGUCCCACCUCUAACAUCGCCGAGGUCCCUGAUCUCAGCGACGAAUAUCGGAAGGUUAUGAAGGAAUUUGCAGGAGAAUUAGAGAAGCUAGCAGAACAACUCCUGGAUUUGCUGUGUGAGAACCUUGGGUUGGAAAAAGGAUACCUAAAGAAGGCAUUUUAUGGAGCCAAUGGACCCACCUUUGGUACUAAGGUUAGCAACUACCCACCAUGUCCUAAACCAAAUCUGAUCAAAGGACUCAGGGCCCACACUGAUGCUGGUGGCAUCAUCUUGCUCUUCCAAGAUGACAAAGUCAGUGGUUUGCAGCUUCUCAAAGAUGGUCAAUGGCUUGAUGUUCCACCUAUCAACCACUCCAUUGUCAUUAACUUGGGUGACCAACUCGAGGUCAUAACUAAUGGAAAGUACAAGAGUGUGAUGCACAGAGUGAUAGCACAGACAGAUGGAAACAGGAUGUCAAUAGCCUCAUUCUACAACCCAGGUAGUGAUGCCGUCAUCUAUCCGGCCCCGGAACUGGUUGCGAAACAGGACGAGAAAAGCUUAACCUACCCGAAAUUCGUGUUCGAGGAUUACAUGAAACUCUAUGCAGGCCUUAAGUUCCAGGAGAAAGAGCCAAGAUUUGAGGCCAUGAAGGCAGUUGAGAACACAGUCAAUUUGGGUCCUAUACCAACUGCUUAACUCAUCCUUUCCUAAUCAAGUCAUUAUUUACUAUAAUUACUUGUUUGGAACUCUGUUUACCAUUAAUAUAUUCUCAUUUCUCAAUGUUCGUGCUUUUUUUUGUUUAUUUGUUGUAAAAAGUGACUAUAAAAAAAAAAAAAAAGAGGAAGUUUAUGCUUUUCAAUGAUAAAUUAAAAUGUACUAGUAGUCAUUAAAUAUUCUCUUAAUCUUACUAAAGAAAGUGACAUGUUAAAAGUUGCA